Plenodomus lingam JN3 is the source of this 177-nucleotide messenger RNA. Lineage: Eukaryota; Fungi; Ascomycota; Dothideomycetes; Pleosporales; Leptosphaeriaceae. The record is from RefSeq and is a predicted model, not a curated record.
AUGCAUGUACGCGCUUCACCAUACCCAAUCGCUCUCUUCACCGCAAGUCCCGACUUCUACUUCCCCUUCUCCCCUUCUCCCCUUCCCCAGACUGAUCGUGAUCGUGAUCGACAGCGCUCACCGCAAGUUCCGCUGCAGACGCACACACGCAAACAACGGCAAAAGCAUGCGCGGUAG